Messenger RNA from Drosophila elegans, 1109 nucleotides. RefSeq lists its product as uncharacterized. The coding region runs from base 87 to 542 and encodes 151 amino acids. The transcript has 2 exons. Gene Ontology annotation, biological process: positive regulation of voltage-gated potassium channel activity; regulation of synaptic transmission, cholinergic; sleep. The record is from RefSeq and is a predicted model, not a curated record. NCBI's taxonomy places the organism in Eukaryota, Metazoa, Arthropoda, Insecta, Diptera, Drosophilidae.
UUGAACAUUUCUGCCGCGGUCACACUGCUAUUUACACGCCCAAAAUUUCAAUCAAUUGAAACGCAGCGAAAAACCCAAAUAAAACGAUGAAAUCGCUGGAGAAAUGUGUGCUGGCCGUGCUUGUCCUCUGCUGUCUGCUGCAAGUGGGCCAGGCGAUCAAAUGCUGGGAUUGCCGCAGCGAUAACGACCCGAAAUGCGGGGAUCCCUUCGACAACAGCACCCUGGCGAUCACGGACUGCCAACAGGCGCCGGAACUGGAGCACUUGAAGGGCGUGCGGCCGACGAUGUGCCGCAAGAUCCGGCAGAAGGUGCACGGGGAGUGGCGCUACUUCCGCAGCUGCGCCUACAUGGGCGAGCCCGGAAUCGAGGGCGACGAACGCUUCUGUCUGAUGCGCACCGGCAGCUACAACAUCUUCAUGGAGUUCUGCACGUGCAACAGCAAGGACGGCUGCAAUUCGGCGGGAGUUCAUCGCCUUGGCUGGAUGGCAGUGCUUUCCGGAACACUCGUUUCCGUGCUUGUGGCGCAUCUGUUGCGGCAAUAGUUGGAGCGUUCUUCGUCCUCCACUUGUAGCCAAUGCCACGCCUCCUUUGGUCGCUCCUUUGAAACAAGACUGUCUUGACUCUAAAAAAGGGAUUUUACAGAUGUUAAAAACACAAGUUCCAGAUCUAUAUUGCAUCAUAUAAGCUAGGGACAGCAGUACAGAACCUAGGAUCCCAUGCUUAAUAUGAUUUGUUUCUUUCUUUUAGGAUUUGAUUGAUAUUUUUUAAAUUGAAGAACUACAACAGCGUUUUUUUAAUCUGGCGAAUCCCUUUUUUAAACUACGAUAGUCUUGCAAAAAUGAGCGAUGUGUAAUCAAGUGCCUUUCUAUAAACGACUCGAAUUGUAACUUAAGCUUGGAAACCUUUUUCCGUCCACAAGUAUCUUACGCACGUGACAUUCCUUAUCUCAUAAGCUCAAUCUUGUAAUCUCCACCCUCUACUUGUAUUUUGUAACGUGUUUUUACAAAGAAACCCCUUAGUUGUAGUCGCCAGAAGGCUUACAAGUUUUUAUUGUAAUGCAAAGACAAUUAGAACAUUUUUGUAAUUGAAAUAAAAGAUUUACACACUAA